Messenger RNA from Tachysurus vachellii, 4905 nucleotides. RefSeq names its product un-named sa1614. The record is from RefSeq and is a predicted model, not a curated record. Gene Ontology annotation, cellular component: cytoplasm. Gene Ontology annotation, molecular function: protein binding; GTPase activator activity. Gene Ontology annotation, biological process: positive regulation of GTPase activity. The transcript has 28 exons. NCBI's taxonomy places the organism in Eukaryota, Metazoa, Chordata, Actinopteri, Siluriformes, Bagridae. The coding region runs from base 255 to 3311 and encodes 1018 amino acids.
GCAAACAUCAUUGUCCUCUUUAUACACGGGCGCUCGACAGACAAGAGGAAAACACUUAUGCACUUCACUACACUGCUUUUUAUAGACUAUGUUUUGCAGUAGCCUGACACAGAUACACACAGCGACUUUUCGUUCAUAUUUUUUUCAUGAACCUUAAUUCGAUUUAUUAAAAUAAUAAUAAUAAUAAUAAUAAUAAUAAUAAAAAUUAAAAAAUAAAGCAUAUUUAUUUUUCACAACCCAUCACCCGAACAAUAAUGCCUGAGUUCAUAUCUGUGGAGGAUUUCAUCGCUGAGACUUUGGAGGACUACAGCUCUCCAACAACCUCCUCCUUCAUCACGAGGAUGACAAGUUGCAGGAAUUCUGUUAACAAUAUUGAAGAGGUUUUGGACUGUGACCGUGCAGUGUUGCAGAAAAUGAAGAAAGCUUCCAAAGCCAAGCAUGCCUCUGGUCAAGACCACAUAUCACAUUUUGAGCUGUAUAUCAACUCCAUGGAGAAACUAGCUGUCAAUUUCCGUAACAAUGGAGAGCAGGAAGUGGCCUCUGCCUUUAAUAAGUUUGCUGAAUUCUCCAAAGAGCUUCUGACACCAAUGAAGAACUUGUUAAAGAGCAUGCUUCACAAUAUCAACUUCUUCCUGGACUCACUGGUGAAAGGGGAUUUGAAAGAGGUUAAAGGUGAUUUGAAGAAGCCUUUUGACAAGGCAUGGAGGGAUUAUGAGAGUAAAUUCAAUAAGAUAGAGAAGGAGAAGAGGGAGCUGGCAAAACAGUACGGCAUGGUCAGGACAGAGGUGAGAGGUGGAGAGAUUGCAGAGGACCUAGAGAAGGAACGUCGAAUGUUUCAGCUGCAGAUGUGUGAGUACCUCAUUAAAGUGAAUGAAAUUAAAAGCAAGAAAGGUGUGGAUCUGCUCCAGAACCUCAUAAAGCACUACUACUCCCAGGACAAUUUCUUUCAGGAGUGCUUUGCUGCCACAGAGAAGCUGAAGCAGUACAUUGACACCCUCAGUGGAAAACUCAGCUCUAUGAAGCAAAGUCAGGAUGAAGAGAAGAGGCAGCUGUUUUCUCUCAGGGACCAGCUAAGAUCUGCCCUGCAGCCUGAACUUAAGGAGGAUUCCUUAUCUAAACAAACUGUGUACAGCAUGCACCAACUUCAAGGCAACAAGCAAUAUGGAACAGAUAAAUCAGGCUACCUCUAUAAGAAGAGUGAUGGGUUGAGAAAGAUGUGGCAGAAAAGGAAGUGCACUGUGCAGAAUUGCUAUCUCACCAUUGCUCAUGGAACUCCACACAAAUCACCAGCCAAACUGAACCUCCUGACCUGCCAGGUUAAACCCAAUUUGGAGGACAAGAAAUGUUUUGACCUCAUCUCUCAUAACCGCACUUAUCACUUUCUCGCAGAGGAUGAACCUGACUGUGUAGCGUGGAUUUCGGUGCUGACUAACAGUAAGCAACAGGCACUGAAUGUGGCUCUGGAUGAGCACAAACAGAGUGGAGGGAGCAGCGUGGAGGAUCUGACCCGGGCGAUCAUUGAGGACAUCCUCCGUAUGCCGGGUAACAACGUCUGCUGCGACUGUGGUGCUCCAGAGCCAACAUGGAUCUCUACAAACUUGGGUAUCCUGACUUGUAUCGAGUGCUCAGGGAUCCAUCGGGAGAUGGGCGUCCAUUACUCUCGCAUCCAGUCUCUCUCUCUGGAUACACUGGGCACAUCUGAACUCCUGCUGGCAAGAAAUGUAGGGAACUCAGGGUUUAAUGAAAUUGUGGAGGCCAGUCUCCGCAGUCCAUCUUUGAAACCAUCAGCAGAAAGUGACAUGUUGGUACGUAAAGAGUUCAUCCUGGCUAAGUAUUUAGAGAGUCAGUUUGCUCAGCACCGAGGCAGAUCCCCGGACACCCUGCGCAGGCAGUUACAGGAAGCCAUACAUGCACGUGACAUCUUCAGCCUUCUGCAGCUGUACACAGAAAAGCUUGACCUCAGUCUGCCUGUGCCCAGCCCACGGCAGGAAAAACGGGAGACUGCACUUCAUCUGGCUGUCUUAUUGGCUGACCGGACCUCACUGCACAUGGUGGACUUCCUGGUACACAACUGUUAUAAUCUAGAUGCUCAGACUUUGAAGGGAAACACUGCAUUGCACUACUGCUGUCUGCACAAUAAAACAGAGUGCCUGAAGCUCCUGCUGAAGGCCAAAGCCAACACACAUAUCAAAAAUGAAAAUGGUGAGAUGGCUCUUGAUAUUGCUCGAAGACUGAAGCACACUCACUGUGAAGAGCUGAUCCAGCAGGCUCAGAAUAAUCAGUUCAACAUGCACAUUCACGUUGAGUAUGAGUGGAAACUGCGGCAAGAUGACUGGUAUGAAAGCGAUGAUGACCUGGAAGAUAAGACAGGUCCUGUGAAAAAGGACCGCGUUGUCCGUCCAUUCAGUGUGUACCAGACCAGCAGUUCAUCUCAUAAUCGUGCAGGAGGAGGAGGAGGAGGGGGAAUCUUCAGUGUAGGCCGCAAGCUGCCUAUGUCACGAAGCGAGAACAAGCAUGACGUAUAUGCCGCUCCCUUCCCACAGACACGGAGCUUGGAAAGUCCUCCACCUCCUCCACCAUCUUCACCAGCACCUCCUCUGCCCCCAAGAGUGAGAGCACCAAACAUCCCUCCACCUCCCCCUCCUGUGAGUCCUCCAGAUUGCAGGAGUGAGGUCAUUUUCAGUACAAAGAGAACUCCUCCUCCUCCUCUAGUGAUUCGACAUAAGCGGACCUAUUCCGAGCCCUCACCUCAGGUGCCUCACAGCCCCCAUGGAGACUGCUGCUCUCCAAACGCUGAUUACAGAUUGCCAGCAAGUCCUCGAAGCUUUAGUGUUCAAGAUUCAUCUUUUCAGAAGUGUGGCUCGGGAUCUCCAAAAUGCACUGCACAAGUGACGACACUCAACGCACUGUCUGAGCUGCCAGAACCGAGCUUUCAGGCAGAUGAUGAAAGUCUCACUUCCUGCUUCCUGUAUUCAACUGUACAGAGCAGCUGCAGCUCUGGGCAUCAAGGCCCAGCUCUCUCCCCUACUUCCCCUCGCUCUCUCAGCCUAGACUCUAAUGGUAGCUCCACAUCCUCUUGCCAUAGCACCCCAUACCCACUGCCCAGACAAAGCAUGAAGUCGAAGCUGAGACGGGUGAAAGCCAUGUAUGACUGUGUGGCUGAUCAUCAUGAUGAGCUUACUUUCAGUGAGGGGGAGGUACUGGUGGUUCUAGCAGAAGAAGAUGCUGAUUGGUGGCAUGGCUACGUUGAGGGACAGCCAAAAAAUACAGGCCUGUUUCCUGCAUCUUUUGUAUCCAUAUUGUCAGAGUAACACAGUGGGAGACAAAUCAAGGAAUGAAGAAACCCUAGAAGGUGCCUGAGGAGAGGAUAAAAGGCCUCAUGAUUAUAAAUAUUCACAAAUAACACUAUGUAACAAUUGUCUAUACCCAAAGAAAUCAAGAAGAAGGAUAUUAAUACCAUCAGACUCUUUGUUUGUGAGCAUAUUUUUUUUUUUCUGACUUUAUGUGAAUGAAAAGUCAUAAAUUCUCCAGUGUUCUGGAGUGUUCUGGAUUUGAGGGGAAUAAUAGCAGUUUUGUAUACUUUUACAGCAUAAGCAAUUAGGAAAUAACACUUACUACCCAGGAACAAAAAGAAAAUGGUGGUCACUUAGUGAGAAUCAGUAUUAAAUGCACAGGCACACAUCAUGGGCCAUAAAUACUAUAAAUCACAGAGUAAUUUAUAAUGGCUGACAUUUCCAUCAAUUAUGGUUUAAAGGGGUUAAGGGAGGCAUAGUAUUAUCAGCUGUUCAGUUAAAAGUAUUGCUGUUUGUGACCAAAACCUAACAGGAUGGUGCAUUUUUAGGUGAUUCUACAUUAAUGCUCAGUAUACAAUAAAAAAAACACACACACACAAAAAAGCAUAUAUGAUCAGUUUUUAAUUUAUUAUUAUUAUUAGCAUUAUUUGUAGCAUUUGAUGGCAAGAAAAUUACUGCUUCUCUGACAUUUAUCUGAGUGCUAACACAUACUGGCAUUCUCAUUAAAUUGGGGCACUCCUACUUAAUACAUAAAGCUUACUGGUUCUGGUAAUGUCAUAUAAUCAGUUUAAAUGGCACUAGAUAUUGUGACAGUGUAAAAUUCUAUCUCAUAGAACAUUUUAAAGAAAAUUUAAUUGUGUCUCAUAAGCCUAGUUUGUGCCCUCGACACUGGAGAGCUAUGUAUCAUCUAUGACUACUGUAUGUCCAAAGAUGUAAAAUCAUUAAUCAUAUAAAAGUAACCUGAAUUGUCAUUAUAACUAUACGCAUCCAAUGAUUGUCUCAUGAUUGCUCAAUGAUGUCUUUAAUUGUAUAUAUGAAUUAAAUUAAAGUAUUAGUUUUAUGUGAACUUUUUUAGGCCCAUUCAAUUCAAGUAAACUCCUAAAUUCAAUUCAAAGAAAUGUAUUUUUUUUUCAUGGAUGAAUCUAUAGCAAAGAUAUACUGCUCUCAUGCUUUCCUGAGGAUUAAACAGGACCCUGUGAUGACACAAGAUUUAAGAGAUCUGUUUAUGCCUUGAGUUGUUGUUUUUUUUUUAUCUGAUUAAAAAAAGCCUUUUUUUCUGUAUAGAAUUUAUGCUCUGGGAGACAGGAACCUAUUCACACCUCAGAACUUGUAUAUGUACUAUGUGUAUUUAAAUGUUGUGUAUAGAAAUUAGGACAAAUUGCUGGGCCAGUAGUUUAAAAAGUAAUGUUUGAACUGCAUUAUUUUAUAAAUAACAAGCUACCAAGAUGUGUGAUUUACUUCUUUAUUUUUCUACUUGCACACUUGAGUACAAGGUAAGGCCUGUGGCUAAUGCUUGUGAUGCCGAUAAGCAAAAAUAACAACUGAAAAUAAUGUUCAUCUUUGCUUCAAAUCUAUGAUGAAUUACAACUGAAAUAAAAAACUAUUUCAACCA